GAGAACGUUUUCUGGGCGCAGAAAAGACUGGCCAGAGGCAGGUGGAUAGACUGGCUAUGGUUACAAGACCAUGUUGGCCCGAAAGAGCAUCAUCCCGGAGGAGUAUGUGCUGGCGCGCAUCGCCGCGGAGAACCUGCGCAAGCCGCGCAUCCGCGAUCGCCUGCCCAAAGCGCGCUUCAUCGCCAAGAGCGGCGCCUGCAACCUGGCGCACAAGAACAUCCGCGAGCAGGGCCGCUUCCUGCAGGAUAUCUUCACCACCUUGGUGGACCUGAAAUGGCGCCACACGCUGGUCAUCUUCACCAUGUCCUUCCUCUGCAGCUGGCUGCUUUUCGCUAUCAUGUGGUGGCUGGUGGCCUUUGCCCAUGGAGACAUCUACGCUUACAUGGAAAAAAGUGCCUUGGAGAAGGGAGGUUUGGAGUCCACCGUGUGCGUCACCAACGUCAGGUCUUUCACCUCUGCCUUUCUGUUCUCCAUUGAAGUUCAAGUGACAAUUGGGUUUGGAGGGAGAAUGAUGACAGAGGAGUGCCCUCUGGCCAUCACAGUUUUGAUUCUCCAGAACAUUGUGGGUUUGAUCAUCAAUGCAGUCAUGUUAGGCUGCAUCUUCAUGAAGACGGCUCAGGCCCACAGAAGGGCAGAGACCUUGAUUUUCAGCCGCCACGCUGUGAUUGCCGUGCGCAAUGGCAAGCUGUGCUUCAUGUUCCGGGUGGGGGACCUGAGGAAAAGCAUGAUCAUCAGUGCCUCCGUGCGCAUCCAGGUGGUCAAGAAAACCACCACCCCAGAGGGGGAGGUGGUGCCCAUUCACCAAAUGGACAUUCCUGUGGACAACCCGAUUGAGAGCAACAACAUCUUUCUGGUCGCCCCAUUGAUCAUCUGCCAUGUGAUUGACAAGCGCAGCCCCCUCUAUGAUAUCUCAGCCACUGACCUCGUCAACCAAGACCUGGAGGUCAUCGUGAUUCUAGAAGGAGUGGUUGAAACGACUGGCAUCACCACCCAAGCACGAACCUCCUACAUCGCUGAGGAGAUCCAGUGGGGCCACCGCUUUGUGUCCAUUGUGACAGAGGAAGAAGGUGUGUACUCUGUGGACUACUCCAAGUUUGGCAACACGGUCAAAGUGGCUGCUCCACGGUGCAGCGCCCGGGAGUUGGAUGAGAAACCUUCCAUCCUGAUCCAGACCCUCCAAAAAAGUGAACUGUCCCAUCAGAAUUCUCUGAGGAAGCGCAACUCCAUGAGGCGAAACAACUCCAUGAGGAGGAACAACUCCAUUCGAAGGAACAACUCUUCUCUCAUGGUGCCCAAAGUGCAGUUUAUGACCCCAGAAGGAAACCAGAACACCUCUGAAUCAUGACAGCCACCCAAAGCAAACUAAAUUUCUAGAGUUUACCCCAAGCACUAUCAAACUGAAUGGGAGCCAAAGCACAAUCAUUUGUCUGACAUUGUAAUGUACCAAGUGACAUUCAUACUCAAGAACCCUCACUUCCCACAUUAACACUAACAUAACAGAUCAGAAAUACUCUUGGCUUGGGUUUCAUAUAUUCAGAAUUGACAGUGAUGUAACAGAUAUGCAAGAAGCGAACAUGAAAAUUAGUAGUAAGAAUAAUUGAUCUUGACUGUGGCCAAGGAAUGAAUCUGUCUGAAAUGCUUAGUUGGUAGAACCACAGAUCAGUUUCUAUGUUUUACUCUGGAAAUACAAAUAGACCAGGAAGCUAAAAUGACACUCACCCCUUUUGUAUAUCAACUACCACCUCUGCAUGAAACUACACCUGCUCAGAGUCCCAUGGUCUGUUUCUAAACCAAUUCCCCCAUUUACUUAGUCCUUCCCUGUCAUUUCUGGAGGUUUCCCAAGCUGAUUCAUUACCACCUGUUGGGCAGAACUGAGCAAGGAAUCUUUGCAGAAAAGCUGUAUUCUGCCUUCUUUAGGAUUGAGCCCUCAACCAGCACAACCACUUCCUUCAGCUACUCAAUUAAGAGCCAGUCCCCACAAGGAACUACUGUACUAAGUAUCUGAUUAAAAUGUUUU
Ochotona curzoniae (black-lipped pika) is the source of this 2017-nucleotide messenger RNA. RefSeq names its product potassium inwardly rectifying channel subfamily J member 8 (gene KCNJ8). Gene Ontology annotation, biological process: potassium ion import across plasma membrane; regulation of monoatomic ion transmembrane transport. The record is from RefSeq and is a predicted model, not a curated record. Bases 71 to 1345 code for a protein of 424 amino acids. The transcript has 2 exons. NCBI's taxonomy places the organism in Eukaryota, Metazoa, Chordata, Mammalia, Lagomorpha, Ochotonidae. Gene Ontology annotation, cellular component: plasma membrane. Gene Ontology annotation, molecular function: ATP-activated inward rectifier potassium channel activity.